GCGGCCGGGCCAGGUCGGGCCGGGUAGGUGCGCGGCUCCCGGGCUGCUCCCGAGGCUCCUCCUGCUCCCGGCGCUCGGCUGUGCCUUGCGGGGCUCCCGGGCGUGUAGCGGCGCCGCGGCCGCCCGUGGCCGGUGGUAGCGGAGCCCGGAAAGACGCGCUGUGGGCUUGGGGGCAGGCGCGGGUGCCCCGGGGCUGGCCGGGGGCAGCCCGGCCCGGCGGGUUCCGGUGCUUUCGUCCCCCGGCCCCUCAGUGCCCCAACUCGUACGGGACGCACAGAGAAAUAAAAUGCUCGGUAACACGCACUGACCGUGUCCAUAAGCGAGGCGUCGGCACAGAGACGUGCUAAGCAUGGAGGGAGAGGAAGAGGAAGACUAUAUGUCCGAUUUAUUUAUUAAACAGGAUGUCAGGCCAGGCUUGCCCAUGGUGAGGCGGGUGAAGGAAGCUAUUCAGAAAGAAGAAAAGCAAAAAGAAGCCAAUGAGAAGAACAGACAAAAAAGCAUAAAAGAAGAAGAAAAAGAGAGACGUGACUUGGUACUGAAAAGUGCAUUGGGCAGUGAGAACAAAGGCUUUGCUUUGCUCCAGAAGAUGGGCUACAAGAGUGGCCAGGCCCUUGGCAAAAGUGGAGAAGGCAUUGUUGAACCUAUUCCUCUGAACAUAAAAACAGGUAGAAGUGGGCUUGGUCAUGAGGAAUUAAAAAAGCGAAAAGCUGAAGAAAAACUGGAAAACUGUAGACAAAAACUCCAUAUGAAAAAACAAGCAAAUGAACAAGCUGCAGAUCAGUUCAGAGUAAGAUUCAAAACCAAACAAGAAGAACGUAAGAUGGAAGGAGACCUGCGAAAAAGCCAGAGGGCCUGCCAGCAAUUAGAUGUGCAAAAAGAUAUUGAUAUUCCUAAGGAGACUUGGUUUUGGAUAGAACCUGAUGAGGAAGACAAGGAAGAUGAAUGCACAAGCACAGACUUAAGUGUAUCAGAAAAGCUACAUAUCCUGACAGCCUAUUUGAGAGAGGAGCACUUCUAUUGCAUUUGGUGUGGAACAACCUAUGAAGACUCUGAAGAUUUAUCUUCAAACUGUCCUGGAGACAGUGCUUCAGAUCACGACUAAAGCCAGUCUAAAUGAAGAAGCCCUAGAUAAGUAUGUAUAAUUCAUAGUAUCUUUUAAAAGGAUUGGAGCUAUGCCAUACUCAAGAAUUCAUACCAAAGUAUGCAGAAGAAGAGUUUAAGUUGACAAGCUAAAUUCAUAUUUUCUGUUCAAUGCACAAUUUAAUAGGAAUUAAAACUUGGUCUUUGUAAUUGAACUAACAUAAUUGAGAGGUUAGUUGAGUCUUUCACAUCUUUACCUGCUGCCCAAAUGGUAAUAAAAUUCAAGUAUGAGUAAAGGCAUAAAUAUUGGCCAAUCACUUUAUUGCAUAAUGUGUAAAACUGGGUUUUUUCAUCUUUACAGAGAUGUCUAAAUACUAGACUGGUCUUGCUUACUAUCUUAAAUUUGGUGGGUAAAAAAAAAGCUUGUGAAACAUGACAGUGACAUUACUUGAACCGAUAUUCUGUUGUAUAUAAAGGUGCAUAUUUUCCACAAUUAAAUAUAAUUAGAUCAUGA
Messenger RNA from Lonchura striata (white-rumped munia), 1594 nucleotides. It is a transcript of the gene GPATCH11, whose product is annotated as G-patch domain containing 11. Gene Ontology annotation, molecular function: nucleic acid binding. The record is from RefSeq and is a predicted model, not a curated record. NCBI's taxonomy places the organism in Eukaryota, Metazoa, Chordata, Aves, Passeriformes, Estrildidae. Gene Ontology annotation, cellular component: kinetochore.